UCCCAGAAAUAGAAUAGUUCUAACAGAAUGCAAUUUAAAGGGUAUUUCAAAACAUGCACAUUCUGUGCUGAGAAUGUUUGUGUCCCUUAGCAACCAAACCAUCCUUGGAUCCUUGAUAGGUGCAAUCUCACUGCAGAAACAGAGAGCUGCAGUCUAGAGCCAGCUGGAACCUGUACAGAAGCUCCAUCCAAUGACACUUCAUAAGAGUGGGUAUGUGUGGUACAUCGGCUACUUCUCGGCCCUUACGGUGUGUGUGUUGGUGCUGACUGUGUCAUGCGUGUUAGUGCACCGCUUCAGAGACAAGCAGAGAGAACAACACACACACUCCUGGGUGGCUGCCGUCGAACAGGGCGCCGUUACCCAGCAUCCUCUACUGCACUGGAUAGAUGUCAACCGUCACUUGUCUCUGUCUGUCAUUGUCAAGGGAGAUGCCAGAGGGAAACAGGAGGAAGAAAGAGAAGAGGGGGAAGAGGGAAAGAAAGAGGAAGGUAGCGAUAAAGACAGAGGACAAAGAAGAGUAAAAAGAGAGAGGAGUGAGGAGGAGGUGGAGGUGGAGGAGGAGAAAGACGUGAGUGAGAUGGAGAAAGGUAGCAAUAGAGACAAAGGAGAGGGAAGAAUGGACAGAGAGAGGGAAGAGGACGGUGGUGUUGAGGUGAUUGGUAGAACAAAGCAAAACAACGGAGGAGAAGAAAGUGAUGGAGAGAGAAGAGAGGGAUGUUAGGGAAGAGGAAGAAGAGAAACAGGAGGAGGUGACUAAGUCAUCAUGAUACGGAGAACCUGUGACCAAAA
Salmo salar (Atlantic salmon) is the source of this 789-nucleotide messenger RNA. The record is from RefSeq and is a predicted model, not a curated record. NCBI's taxonomy places the organism in Eukaryota, Metazoa, Chordata, Actinopteri, Salmoniformes, Salmonidae.